This is a messenger RNA of Acomys russatus (golden spiny mouse), 5007 nucleotides long. Its product is annotated as RIMS-binding protein 3-like. The coding region runs from base 1 to 4848 and encodes 1615 amino acids. The transcript has a single exon. The record is from RefSeq and is a predicted model, not a curated record. Gene Ontology annotation, cellular component: nucleus; manchette. NCBI's taxonomy places the organism in Eukaryota, Metazoa, Chordata, Mammalia, Rodentia, Muridae. Gene Ontology annotation, molecular function: protein binding. Gene Ontology annotation, biological process: neuromuscular synaptic transmission; spermatid development; fertilization.
AUGACAAAGGAUUCACCCACCCCCUUGGGUGGUGGCCGCGCGUCGCCCAAGAAGCCAGGCAGCCCCGGCCCAGUGGCAGCAGUGCUGGAGGAGCAGAGACGAGAGCUAGAGAAACUGCGGGCAGAGCUGGAGGCCGAGCGCGCGCGCGGCCGGUCGGAACGGCGGCGUUUCGCGACCCAGGCGCGCCAGCUGCGGGAGUCGGCGGAGCAGGAGCGGCAGCAGCUGGCUGACCAUCUGCGCUCCAAGUGGGAGGCACGACGCCUCCGGGAGCUGCGGCAGCUGCAGGAUGAGGUGCAGCGCGAGCGUGAGGCCGAGAUCCGGCAGCUGCUGCGCUGGAAGGAAGCAGAGUUGCGGCAGCUGCAGCAGCUGCUACACCAGGAGCGCGACGUGGUAGUGCGCCAGGCACGGGAGCUUCAGCGCCAGCUGGCCCAGGAGCUGGUGAACCGGGGUUACUGUGGCCGCUCGGGGGCGUCCGAUGCCUCCGCCGCACAAUGCCGCUGUCGCCUGCAGGAAGUGCUGGCGCUGCUACGGUGGGAGACCGACGGCGAGCAAGCUGCGCGAAUCCGCCACCUGCAGGCGGCGCUAGACGUGGAGCGCCAGCUCUUCCUUAAAUAUAUCCUGGAGCACUUUCGCUGGCAACCCGCUUUACCAGAACCCACGGACCCCCAAGCCACACAUCCCUUGGAAGAGCCACCCCUAGAAGCCCAGAGCGACACUCGUGACAGCCCAAAGCCAGCUCGUCGGCUCGGAUCCCUCGAAAGCCUGAACACUGGCGUCAGGGUUCGUUCUCCAAACCAUCUGCUGCCCACGCGCGCCAGCUCCCUCGAAUCCUUGACAACAGCACUUUCCUGCUCCCUGGACAGCACACUGAAUUGCCCCCAGGUUUCCGAAUCCGAAGUGUUGGUCUCUUCGACUAGCGCCUCCAUCCCAGGCACCUCCAGUCCCCAGCCGCCGCCUCAGGUGCCACCAACACAUAGGAAACCGAGUGACCUGCAGGAAGAAAGUUCCGAGAACAAGCCCUGCGAAGACCUGACCCCUUCACCGCCGGGUCUGGACUACCACGAAUUAGUAAGGCAGAACUCGGAGCUGGCCGAAGCAUUGCAGGUGCUGGUUCGCCGCUGCUGUAGCCUGCGCGAAGAGAACUUGGAGCUGCGGCGCACGAGCUUCCCAGAUGAGGCCAGUGAGAAAGUGAAAUGGCUCAAGGUGAAGCACUCUGAGCUGACCGAUCUCCCUCAGCGUGUUGAAGACAGGGCCCGCAAGCUGCAGGAGACCAACCUGCGGACCGUGAGCGCUCCUAUGCCCGGCGAGAGCCUUGAAGGAUUGGACCUGGGCCAAGUGUUUGCCCGCCAGCGUGCUCAGGAUCUGUCAGAAGAGGCUGGUGCACUGCAAGCCAAGGAUCUGCAGAUCGAAGCAUUAAGGCGGGAGUGCCACCUGCUGCAGGCGCGCAUCGCCGCGGACCUUAGCAGCUCCUCGCAUCCUGUAGAGGGCGCCACCUGCGCACAAUGGUGCAACUUUAAUGAUUUGGACCGGCUGCAGCGUGAGUCUCAGCGGGAAGUGCUGCGCUUGCAAAGACAGUUGACUCUACAUCAGAGUAAAGCUGGCGCCUGGGCGGAAGCGGGUAGCCUCAGCGCACCCUCAGAGAUAGCGCGGCACCAGGUGCAGGCGCUAGAGCGCGAGCUGGGUGCACGGCGGCGGGAAUGCGAGGAGCUGAGCUCUCAGGCAGCGGCCGCUGAGCGGCGCUACGAGGAGGCAGAGGCACAACUGCAGGCCGCGCUGCAUAAGGGCGCCAGGCUGUCAGAGGAGAACGCCCGGCUGCAGGCCCUGGCCAGCUGGGUGAAGAAGAGGGCAGACGAGAACAGCAACGUUCCCCCACAGCAAACGCACCCGAGGCAGAGGCAGGAACUCGAAGCCACUGGCCUGCUGUCCGAGCAGCUGCUGCAACAAGCGGGGUAUGCGCAAGACAGGCAGCAGCAGCUGCACCACUACCAUAACAAAGCGCCGAGUGACCUUCGGGCUUCAGGGAAAGAGAUGCAGGGGUUGCAGUGUCAGCCUGGCCACCACUCCGAGACAUCGGAGACCACCCAAGCUUCAGAGUCCCAAGGCAGGGGUAGCAGGAGGCCCAAGUUCAAGCCAAAGUCUGAAGAGCAUUCAUUGUCACUGCCAACCAGGGACAUACAACUUCCUGCUUGUCUCUCCCAGCAGGAGAACCCAGUUACCCUUGGAGAAACACCUGGUGCCCCCCAAGUGUCAGACAGAAAUCCUACCAGUCAGCCUCUGGACUCCAGGCCACAGGCCAAGAGAAGCAGUUCACAGUCAAAUUCCUCCUCAGAGGUAGAGUCCAUGUGGGCUACAGUGCCAUCUUGCCUCUCUCUGGACAUGGACACAGCGAGUGAAGUGGAUGACUUAGAACCAGACAGCGUGUCCGUCCCCCUGGAAGGGAGGAGCUCUGAGGCUCCGGACACCCCCACGCUCAAGGUCUUUUUGGCUAGAUGCAGCUAUAAUCCAUUGGAAGGGCCUAAUGAGCAUUGUCCGGGCGAGCUGCCCCUCACAGCCGGGGAUUAUGUAUACAUCUUUGGAGACGUGGAUGAGGACGGCUUCUACGAAGGGGAGCUUGUGAAUGGCCAGCGAGGGCUGGUUCCGUCUAACGUGGUGGAGCCGGUUUCAGGGAGCCCCAUGCUCACCUGCCUGUUCCCCCCGUGCCCUAGCACUGCUCCCACGGAGCAGAGCAAAGUCUUGAAAGGCGGCUUAUUACUUGAGGGAGUACAGGUGUCGCUAGAGAGAGGCCCAUGUCAGGUGGGAGGGGCAGACUCGAAGACCGAUAUGGCAGUAGAGAUCUUGAAAGCCAAGACAGGAGCCUGGCUGGACUUGAAAGCAACCCCAGAGGAGCAGAGCUACUCCAGGCCCCUUCUGGGGGCCAAAGAAGUCUUCUGCCUGGCCCCCAUGCAACUACAGCUGCAGAACAUCACAGCUACCUCUGCCACGAUUACCUGGGCUGCGGGCAGCAAUAGAUACUCCCAUGUGGUGUACCUUGAAGACAAGGAGCACACCCUAACUCCCUCAGGCGUGAACUGCUACACCUUCCAAGGCCUAUGUCCUGGAACACGUUACCGGGUGAGGGUUGGGGUGCAUCUACCCAGGGACCUGCUACAGGUGCUCUGGGAAACAAUGUCGUCCACGAUAACUUUCCAUACACCUUUAGCAGGACCCCCUGACCCUCCUCUGGAUGUGUUGGUGGAGCACCAUGCCUCCCCGGGUUUCCUGGUCGUCAGCUGGCUCCCUGUGACCAUCGACUCAGCAGGGUCCUCCAAUGGAGUGCAGGUCACUGGCUACGCUGUGUACGUGGACGGGUUCAAGGUGACGGAAGUUGCUGACGCCACUGCUGGCAACACCCUGCUGGAGUUCUCCCAGCUUCAGAUUCCCCUAGCCUGCCAGAAGGUUUCAGUGAGAACCAUGUCACUCUAUGGCGAGUCCCUAGACUCGGUGCCGGCUCAGAUCCCGGAGGAUUGUGUCUCUUGUUACCCGUUCCUAGAGGCUCCUCCCUUUAGCUACAAAGAUGGUGACCCUUCUACCUGCAGAGUGGCUUUCCCUGUCUGUCACCAGAAACUGGUACAAGCACCCCUGAGUGCCAAGUCCAGCCCACAGGCUCCUGGAAGCUGUGGGGAGCCUCAGGCUAAGUUUCUAGGAGGAUUCCCUGAAGAGCCUCCAAGGAAGCAUUUACCGGUACCCAGCCUGAGUUCAGAUGGGGCGAACAGCCAACUCCAGGGCCCCCCAGAGGCCUGGAAGGACUAUGAGAAGGACCUGUCCUUUCAGAAGAGUACCCAGAACCACAAGGCACCUCUGCUCUUUGACCAGUCUGGGGUGGAAGAAGGCCACGUCCCACACAUGUGUGUCAGCGGGAGUCCCGCUCCAAGAUUUGCCCAGCACUCCCCAGAGAUUGGACCUGGGAAAGCGCUGCAUUGGGAGAAGCCUGGCUUUGAGAAAGGCCUUCUUCAAAAGCCAUAUUCUCAGAGGGGCCCAGCUCACCGGCCAGGCUCCAGCCAGUGCCACACGGCUGACUUCCAUCAUGUUUUGGAAGAGGAAGAGGCUCUGUGUUUGGAUUCUCGGUGCACAGAGAAGCCAGAGCAAAGAAAGAUCAAGGCCCAAAGUGGACAAAGACAGGGGACUCCAGGAAGCAAGAGAGAGUGCCAGUUCCAUGAGCCUACUUCAGUGCUGUGCCCAGCACCGACCAGCCAAGUCCUUAAGAUGGCAAGUUGUGGCCCCGAGCAGCUGGAGACAGAAGCCCACGGUCCAGUCCGGAUCUUUGUGGCCCUCUUUGGUCACAGCCCCCUGGUAAUGCCAGUCAAUCCCGAAGCUGCCGAAGAAGAGCUGGCCUUCCAGAAAGGGCAGCUGCUGAGAGUGUGGGGCUCACGGGACCCCUGUGGCUUCUACCACGGAGAGUGCAAUGGACAAGUGGGCAAAAUCCCUGGGCACCUGGUUGUUGAGAUAGAGGUGGGCACAGAGCAGGCAGAUGGGAGGUGGCAUCUGCCAGGCCAAGGGCAUCUGCAUUCCGAGGCUCAGCGUGAAGACUUGGAGAGUCUAACCAACUCCCCAGGAUCCUUUAUGCCUCAAGGGAACUCUAGAACACCCAGACCAUGGACCCCAAAGACAAUGGUGGCAGCUCUGGACUAUGACCCCAGGGAUGGGAGAGCAGGGGUCCGGGCGAAGGGCAAGCUGGUGCUGAGGGCUGGAGAUGUAGUCACCGUUUAUGGGCCUGUGGAUGAUAAGGGAUUCUACUAUGGUGAGUGUGGUGGACACAGGGGCCUGGUCCCAGCCCAUCUGCUGGAUGACUUGCCGGUCCAUGGAGAGUAAGCACGACUCCCCUUUAGGGCGGUAGCCUCUGGCUACCCACACCCCUUGGAAAACGAAGCAAGCACGUACAUCUUCACACAACAUCCCUCCUCACCAGCCACCUUAAGCAACACUGGCUCCAGGCAGCAUCACCUGAGACUGACAACCAUCCCCAGAUGU